AUGUCUCCAAAUAUGGAGCCAAAGUGUGACCACUGUGCAACCGCACAAGCAGUGAUUUAUUGCAAAUCAGAUUUGGCUAAACUUUGCCUAAACUGCGACAUCCACGUACACUCUGCGAAUCCUCUGUCUCGCAGGCACACACGAUCUUUGAUCUGCGAGAAAUGCUUCUCACAACCAGGCGUCAUCCGCUGUCUAGACGAAAAGGUUUCACAUUGCCAAGGAUGUCAUUGGCAUAACUGCUCUUGUUUAGGACACAGACUUCAGAACCUGGAUCCUUUCUCUGGUUGUCCUUCUCCAACGGAAUUUGUCACAAUGUGGUCUUCAAUUCUUGAACCUUCUGUCUCCGGUUUGGUUAGUCCGUUUGUUGGUUCUUUGCCCUCAAAUGAUCCAAACAACGCCGUGUUCGGGAUGGCGAAAAUCAACCAAUUAGACUGUUUGAUGGGUUCAUCUUAUUCCAUGGUACCACACAACAUCAGUUACACUCAAAACCUCAGUGAUCAAUCAUCUUUAUUUACCAUGGAAUCUAGGGGGUGUCCUGAUUUGGUUCUUAAACUUGAUGAAGGCGAAGAAGAUCUAUGCGAAGGGCUUAACUUGGACGAUGCGCCGUUAAACUUUGACGUUGGAGAUGAUAUCAUAGGAUGUUCAUCACAAGAACACAUAGAUUCGGACCAUAUGGUACCACCGAAAAGUCUCUUGAUCGACAAGAACAACACAUCGGUUACCGCCUCAAACUUUACUAUAGACAACGCUUUAGAGUCAAGUCCGUUGCAAAUGAACAUCAACAAUGGACUUCCUCUUCCUCUUCCUGCAUCACCUGUCUUGUUCGGACAAAUCCAUCCGACCAUGUCACUUACCAUCUCCAACAUCACAGGAGAAAGUAGUGCAGCGGAUUACCAAGAUUGUGGAAUGUCUCCAGGGUUUAUAAUGAGCGAUUCGCCAUGGGAAUCAAAUCUUGAAGUUAGUUGUCCACAAGCAAGAAACCAAGCUAAGUUGAGAUACAAGGAGAAGAAAUUAAAGCGCUCUUUUGGGAAACAGAUUCGAUAUGCAUCUCGCAAAGCUAGAGCUGACACGAGAAAACGAGUGAAAGGAAGAUUUGUGAAAGCUGGAGACAAUUAUGACUAUGACCCAUCAUCACCAACGGCGACCAACCAUUGA
This is a messenger RNA of Arabis nemorensis, 1155 nucleotides long. Lineage: Eukaryota; Viridiplantae; Streptophyta; Magnoliopsida; Brassicales; Brassicaceae. The record is from the annotation of a GenBank genome assembly.